Messenger RNA from Nyctereutes procyonoides (raccoon dog), 1170 nucleotides. RefSeq names its product leucine rich repeat containing 74B (gene LRRC74B). Lineage: Eukaryota; Metazoa; Chordata; Mammalia; Carnivora; Canidae. The record is from RefSeq and is a predicted model, not a curated record. The transcript has 9 exons. Gene Ontology annotation, molecular function: protein binding. Bases 1 to 1131 code for a protein of 376 amino acids.
AUGAGCGCAAGCGUGAGGGGUCCCUGCCAGAGGUCUGGGGAGAGGGGAGAGCAGUUGGAGGAGGAGGCGGCGGCCGCUGGGCGUCUAGCAGAGGCCCCGGAGGCCGAGGAGUGUUCGGACGUUGAUUCAGACUCCGACUGGGAGAUGGAAGGCAUCCAGGGGCCUGGAGAACUGCUCAAGGACACCCUCUACCUGAGGUCCUGCCAAGCCCAUAGUGUUGUGCCUGCCUCCCGCUUUCUGCACCUAGGGAGCACCCCAGAGCUGAACCUGCGGCACCGUGGCCUGGGGCCUCAGGGUGCCCAGGCUUUGGCUUCAGCAUUGACCUCUAAUCCCUAUGUCAAGCGACUGGACCUUCGAGACAAUGGGCUCUGUGGGGCUGGUGUGGAGGCCCUGGCAGGUGCCCUGAGCAAAAGCUGCAGUAUCUGUGAUGUGGACCUGUCGGACAACCAGAUGGGAGUGGUGGGAGCUCAAGCAGUCUGUGCUGCCCUCAUGGUGAAUCCAACCAUGCAGAAGGUACAGCUGGCAGGGAAUGGCCUGGAGGAGCAUGCAGCCCAGUACCUUGCUGAACUCCUGCUGGCCCACACAGGCCUGAAAUCGCUGGACCUAAGCUAUAACCAGCUGAAUGACCAAGCAGGGAAGAUGCUCGGGCCGGCCCUGGCAGAAAAUACAGGACUCACUGAGCUUAAUAUAAGCUGGAAUCACCUUCGAGGACCAGGAGCUGUGGCCUUUGCCAGGGGACUGGAGGCAAACAUCUUCCUCAGAGUCCUGGACAUCUCAUACAAUGGCUUUGGAGAUCCUGGAGCAUCCGCGGUGGGUGAGGCACUUAAGACCAACAAUGUGUUGGAGGAACUCAACAUGAGCAACAACCGCAUCUCUGCAGUGGGAGCCUUGAGCCUGGGCCUGGGCCUCCGGGUCAACCAGACACUGAGGAUUCUUGUUAUCUCCAGGAAUCCCAUACGAGGUGAAGGCUGCUUUGGAGUUCUGAAGUCCAUCCGGGAUAAUUCAAUGUCUGCCCUAGAACUUCUGGAUUUCUCUGAUAUCCAAGUGGACAGAGAGUUUGAUGACUUCACUAGCUCCGUGAAGGAAGUUCUUCCAGCACUCCAUGUAAAGACUGCUGCCCACGGACUGUAGUACAAAAAAGAGUCCCUAUCAGCAUCUGCCCCUAAGUGA